AUGGCCAUUGCGGAAGAAGAAGAAUUCCCGCCGCGCGAAUCCCCAACGGGGGGGAAAGUGGUGAUCUACUUCACGAGCAUCCGCGGCGUGCGGCGGACAUUCGAGGACAGCAGAGCCGUGCGCGCAAUCCUCCGAGCAUACCGCGUGCGCGUCGACGAGCGCGACGUCUCAAUGCACGCCGCCUUCAAGGACGAGCUCCGCCACCUGCUGCUGCUCCACGGCCAUGGCCAGGCCGCUUCCGGUAAGGAAGCGCUGCCGCGUGUCUUCGUCGUCUUCAGCGACGGCGACGGCGACGGCGAGCGGUGGGGCGACAUGGGCGGCGCGGACGAGGUGCGCGCGCUGCACGAGGCCGGGGAGCUCGGCUGCGCGCUGGCCGGCUGCGACACGCUCCCGGCGGCGGCCGCGUGCGCCGGGUGCGGCGACAUGAGGUUCCUGCCCUGCAGCACUUGCUGGGGUUGCUGCCGGGUGUUCGACGGCGGCGAGUUCCUCCGCUGCCCGGACUGCAACGAGAACGGGCUCGUCAGGUGCCCACUCUGCUGCUACUGA
Molecule: messenger RNA, 546 nt
Organism: Brachypodium distachyon (stiff brome)
Lineage: Eukaryota; Viridiplantae; Streptophyta; Magnoliopsida; Poales; Poaceae
Exons: 1
Coding region: 1-546 (181 amino acids)
Source: RefSeq, a predicted model, not a curated record